CCCCUCAAGAUGGCGGCGUCCCUCAGCGGGAUGUUUUCCAGUCAGGGUCCGGGGCCGCCGCUGGCCCCGCCGCCGCCGCCGCCGCUCCCGCCUCCGCCGGGCCCGCCCGGGGGUCCCGGACAGGCCGGACUCCUCCCGACGCUGCCCGGGGCCCCGAGGAACGUCCUCGGCACGUUGGUGGACGAGCUGGAGGCCUCUUUUGAGGCUUGCUUUGCUUCGCUUGUGAGCCAGGACUACGUCAAUGGUACCGAUCAGGAGGAGAUUCGAACCGGUGUUGAUCAGUGUAUUCAGAAGUUUUUGGAUGUUGCAAGGCAAACAGAGUGCUUUUUCCUUCAGAAAAGAUUACAUCUGUCCGUCCAGAAACCAGAGCAAGUUAUCAAAGAGGAUGUGUCAGAACUAAAGAAUGAAUUACAGAGGAAAGAAGCACUGAUCCAGAAACAUUUGGGAAAGCUUCGGCAGUGGAAACAGGUGCUCGAAGACAUCAACGUGCAGCACGAAGUACCUUCAGACAUGUCUCAGGGACCUUUAGCCUACCUCGAACAGGCUUCCGCUAAUAUUCCUGCACCCAUGAAGCAAACGUGAUCCAUUGUCCAAUCUAUUUCUUAAAGCAAAUAGAGUACCACUGAAAACAAAAUCCUUUCUUGCAUACUUUGUAAAUAAAACAGAAGAAAAUAUUUUAAUGGGAAAAAAGUGAAGGCAUUUUGGCAGAAAGGAAUAUUUUGGUUUUAGGCGUCCAAAAGCUAGCAGUUUUGUGAUAGUAGGUAAUGUGAAACUCACUGAAUUUUAAACAUAAUUUUAACUUUGGGUAAAGUAAAUAUGAGUUAAAUUUUAAAUUAGUUUUACUUUGUCACUUACUGUUCUUUCAGUUGUACCUUUUUUAAAGCCAGCUAUUUGGGCACUUGUUCCCAACACAUUCAUUCAGUGAUUCGGUUUUUGUUUUUUUUAAAUCUCAGAAGGUUGAGUGGACCAAAUUGAUGAUUAUUCUUUUUAAAUUAAAAGUAUUACUCCUGUACCAGAGACUUUGAGUUAAAAUGAUCUUCAGACUACUGAUAUGAAUUGCUUUCCAACUUUAGUUCAGCCAUUAUGUGAAUCACUGGUAGGGUUCUCCAGGCCCAUGGCUUCUCCCCUUUAUCUGCCAGCCUUUUGGGUCUUAGGGCCUUCACAAAGAGCAAACAGGUGAAAUUCAAAUGAUUCGGUUUUACUUUUCGUCAUCUUUAAAUAUUUGCUGAGAAAGGAUCUUGAGGCUGCUGAGUGAUAAUGAUGGUUUGGGGUUAUUUGUGCAUUUUUUUUUUCAGCUGACCUCUGCUGAUUGUGGAUAACCAAGACUUGGCUGUCUUCUAGCUACACGAUAGACCAGUUUUACUACUUUAGGUUUUGCCCAUCAAAGGUUUCUGUUAGAGUUAAAAAUCCAAAAACUUCUGCAAAUAAUUUAGCCUUCUUUUAUAGCACUUAAAUGCGUUCAUCGUCUGAACUAUUUUGGAGCAAAUUCAAACCCAGGCGUUUCUGGGAAUUAACCAUCAAAUUGUACUUUAACCGAAAAUGGAUGCAGCAGUUGAAGUGAGACAUCACCUCCUUAUUAAUUCACCAGGCAGAAGUGGGCAAGAGAGAGAGCCAGUGGCUACAUGCAAGACCCUCAAACAAAAGCUACAAAUCAGGUUGUGGGUCCACACUGACUCUAUGGACUUGGCAUAUCACUUCAUUCCUCUCUGGAUCUGUUUCUCUAGCCUAAUACUUGCCCCCUCUUCAUCUCAAGGAUGAAAUUCUUGGAACUAUGAAUUGCUGGAUACACUGCGCUUCUGAACACAUGACAUCUGUCUCAAGGAAUGUAAGGCUUAAUGGCGUGCUUGUAAAUACUUUUGUACCCUUAGGAUGAUGUUAUGUGUUUUUUAAAAUUCAUCUACAGAAGUAAAGGGAUUUUAAAUCCUA
Molecule: messenger RNA, 1926 nt
Organism: Tachyglossus aculeatus (Australian echidna)
Lineage: Eukaryota; Metazoa; Chordata; Mammalia; Monotremata; Tachyglossidae
Gene: MED28
Product: mediator complex subunit 28
Exons: 4
Coding region: 10-582 (190 amino acids)
Cellular component (GO): mediator complex
Source: RefSeq, a predicted model, not a curated record